Rubroshorea leprosula is the source of this 2368-nucleotide messenger RNA. The record is from the annotation of a GenBank genome assembly. Lineage: Eukaryota; Viridiplantae; Streptophyta; Magnoliopsida; Malvales; Dipterocarpaceae.
AUUCCCAAGGCCAAGAGAGUGAAGAAAUUAUGUCCAAUUCUAAAAUUGACAGUUCCAGGUGUCCUGGUUCUCAUCCAAAUGAUUGCCAAGUGCUUUCAGUUUCAGAAUAUACAAAUACAUCACUUCCGGAUGGUGCACAGGCAUUGGAACAUGGAAAUGCUCAAUCAGAAUAUAAUUACCAAGCAAGUUCUGGAUUUCACUUUGGUCUUGACUCACCGCAGCUUGCUGCAGAACAGAUAUAUGCUGAAGGUUCUGAUCCUAAAGUUCCUCUAUUUUAUUCAAAUAGUUUUCUUGAAAGUUUGCCAAACAAUUUUGGUAUAGAAUCGGACCCCUUUCAACUAAACAGGAGCAAUAGUGAUUUGCAUGCUGAACCAGCACAACCAACAGAUGACCGCUCCUGGACUUCCCAUGAGUAUACAACAUGUAAAGAUGACGGGAAGUGUUUUACUCCUUGUGAAUCCAUGGAGCUCGAAUCAUUGUCUUCCUUUGGGUGGCAUUCACAGAUUCAAGAAAAAUCAAAGGCUUCAGUUGAGGGUUCUUCAUCUUUAUCAGAAUCAGCAUGUGAUGCGACUUCUAAAUUUCAUGAGCAAGAAGUUAAUCACCUUGAACUAAUGGAUUCUGUUGACCCUCUGCAGAAACGUCUGGAUUUAAGAAAUAAUAAUUCAAAGGAAAAUCACUUUCAAAAAUCAUUAUCAAAUGAAAAAGACGGUUAUGUUCUACCCCUAGAUUCAGAUGGUGACUCGAAGUUUGAGGGAAAAUUAGUCUACUCUUCUUCUAUAGGACAGCAUUUGUUCAAUGGACUUUUAACAGAAGAAGGUUCAAAGAAGAUGUCCAGUUCUGGGGCCAACAGGGGAACAGGUGAGAACGAAAAUGAGAAUGAUGUUUCCAGCAUUCCUUCUGAAGGGAAAUUAAAUAUCCAAGAUAUAAAUGCUGCUGAAAACUAUAGUGACAGUGCUGGGGCAAAUCUUCUUCUGCGUUUUGAUAACAUACCGUGGUCAGCCUCCAGUGCCACAAAUUCUGUCACCAGCAGCUUAGAGGAUGCAUCCCAGUUGAGCAGUAAAAUCAGUUCAUUGCUGAAAGGGGACAACAAAGAAUUGGACCAGAUGUCAAAGACUGGAUCAGGAACAGAAUUUCCCUCAGAAAAAUUAACGGACCAGCUGCUUCAGAAGCGUCUGAAAGAGAAGUUGCGUGUAUGGAUCGUACAGAAGGUUGCUGAAGGUAGUAAUGGCCCUAGGAUAUUGGAUGAGGGUGGACAAUGUGUUCUACAUUUGGCAGCUGCACUUGGCUAUGAUUGGGCUUUGAAGCCUACUAUAGAUGCUGGUGUAAGUGUUGAUUUCCGUGAUGUGAAUGGAUGGACUGCACUUCACUGGGCAGCGUUUUUUGGCAGAGAGAAGACGGUGGCUACCCUCAUUUCAUUGGGUGCAGAUCCUGGAGCAUCAACAACGCGAUCACCAGAAUAUCCUUCAGGCAUUACACCUGCCGAUCUGGCCUCUGCCAGUGGACAUAAAAGAAUUUCUGUAUACCUUGGAAAAAGACCCCUUAAUUCAUUAACAGCUGCAUUUUCGGAAUUUCGGCUAAGGAAAGCUGAAUAUAUGCGAAAGAAAGGUGAAUUUUUGCGAAAGAAACUUGGAUUUUGGCGAAGGAAAGCUGAAUUUACACCAGCGGAGGCUGAAUGUACGGAAAGUGAAGCUGAAUUUUUGCUAAAGGAAGCUGAAUUUUUGCUAAAGGAAGCUGAAUUUUUGCGAGGGGAAGCUGAAUUGAUACCAGGGAAAGCUCACGUAACGCGAUUGCAUGCUAAUACGAUGCGAAUUGAAGCUGAAUUUAUGCGAAGGGAAGCUGAAUUUUUGCGAAGUGACGCUGCAUUGAUGCGAAGGGAAGCUGAAUUUCAGACUUUUCUGAAAGCCCAAAACCUGGGUAAGAAAAUGAAAGAGGAUGAAGAAGAGGACGAGGGGCCAGACGACGAAGGGCCAGAGGGCGGAGGGCCGGAGAAGGACGAGAGACCGGGGAAGGAGAAAGAAGAGGGAAAGAAACGAGCACCAGACUCUGCUUUGGAGGGUGGAAAGGCACACAAGAUUUUGAAGGCUCAUUUAGCAUGCAUGGCUCUGUUGACCGCAUAUUACGUUGUGCAAAGCAUGGAGACAAUCCAAAUGCUUGCGUUGGUAUGGGUUGAGGCUUCUAAAAAAACUGGAGAAACAAAGCUUUCUUAUAAUAUUGAGAGUAAAGGUGCAAAUAAGGAUUCUAACUUUGCAUUUUUUUCUAUUUAAGGAUGUUAACUUUGAUAGUUUCUAAAUAAGGAUGUCAACUUUCAAUUUUUUUCUAAAUAAGGAUGUUAACUUUGUCAGUUUCUAAAUAAGGAUGUCAACUUUCA